CCAAAUCCGUGUAAAAGUCUCCAUCCAAACAGACCCUAAAUUCAGCCUUCCAAACGUAAUCGGUUCUCGUCCACAUAGUUUCAUUAUCCCAUUUUGGAUUUGGGAAUUGUGGAGCAGAACAGAGCAGCCGAGAUGAGACAUGGCGACUGCCGUUUCAUGUCUCUUUCCAUUUCUCUCGCCGGCGCCACGGCCACUUAACCAACACCGACCAUUCAUAUCAUACAACUCCCAUCUUUCGCUUAUCAUCCCUGCUACUUCACUAUCUCAACCCUUUCUUAAUAGGGAUUCGCAUUUUCGGCGGGAUGGAGGGCGGAUUGUCUCUUCUAUCGCUGUCUUGACCUCUGAAACAGAUUCUGUCCAGAAUUCCCAGGAAAUAGCUUCUACAGCCGGUGAUAGGGUCUCGUCCGUCAUUUCGGCUCUGCUUUUCGCUGCUUUCAUUGCCUUAUCCGUUCUCACUGUUGGGGUAAUCUAUAUAGCUGUAACAGAUUUCUUACAGAAGAGGGAGAGCGACAAGUUUGAAAAAGAAGAGGCUUCCAAGAAGAAAGGUAAGAGAAAGGGAAAGAUUGCAAAUAGAGCUAAAGCCGGACCUAGAGGUUUUGGCCAAAAAAAUUUCCAAGAAGAUGAUGAAGAGGAUUGACACAUCAAAUUUGAAAUCUUUUCAUGUGCUAUUGUUGUGAAGCACUGUCUCAUUAUUUACCAUUUCACUGGUAAUUCAGGCACUUUAUUUGCUACGGAGUAUUUUUUAGCAAUUCUAACUUCACUUUAUCACAUAUACUUGGUCAUCCUUGUUGGUAAAGGUAAACUUGGAUGAACUUAAACAUUACUCUCAGCUUUUCACUAAAUUAAAACCACUUUCAAAGUUCAAUAAAAGUGAUAAAAGAAG
Molecule: messenger RNA, 883 nt
Organism: Cuscuta europaea
Lineage: Eukaryota; Viridiplantae; Streptophyta; Magnoliopsida; Solanales; Convolvulaceae
Source: the annotation of a GenBank genome assembly